Molecule: messenger RNA, 4406 nt
Organism: Drosophila mojavensis
Lineage: Eukaryota; Metazoa; Arthropoda; Insecta; Diptera; Drosophilidae
Gene: DCX-EMAP
Product: echinoderm microtubule-associated protein-like CG42247
Exons: 13
Coding region: 694-4140 (1148 amino acids)
Biological process (GO): intracellular signal transduction; microtubule cytoskeleton organization
Cellular component (GO): mitotic spindle
Molecular function (GO): microtubule binding
Source: RefSeq, a predicted model, not a curated record
CGGCAAAGUUGCCAGACGGAAUUUCUUCUGCAUUGUGCACACGGCCAAGAGCUGCUAAGGGAAGACCAGUCUGAAAGUUGAACACUUCCCUUUGAUAACUUUCUCUUGAAACAAUCGAGCCUGAUUGAUAGGCAAUUAGUGCGAGUAAACGCGACGGAGGCUGCGCCAUCCGAGGAGCCAACAACCGCUUGCACAUUAGCAGUCAACAUCAUCCCAGAGGUCCGUAGCCAAAGUGGCAUUAACCUAAUUGCCGCAAAAAAUAGUGCAAAGGACAACGAACGACCCCAGCCACAAACGGCAGCAGUGCAGUGCAACGUGUUGCAAUAAAAGUAAUUUACAUAAGCCAGGAUCAUCUACAGCUGUAUAUGAGGAUCUAAUAACGGACAAUGUAAGUGGAAGCCAGAACCUCUCAGCACACGUGGCCCACGUCGACUACGUCGAAUCUAAAUCUUAUACGCGAACGAAUUGAGUAGAAUUUGCUCCUUCAAGUCGUUUUGAGUCGACGCGAUAUAGACGCUACCCUGGCGACUUUUGACCACAACAAAGGAGUCACGCAAGGCAACGGCACGCAGAGAUUUGUGUCACAACAGACCACGAUAUAGAGAGCGAGCGAAGGAGACGCAGAGGGAGAGACAGAGACAGAGAGCCGAGGAAAGCAAAGAGAGCUUGAACGCAACUCUUGCUACACGGACAAUGUCCAACGAAGAGAACGACUACGGAGACGCUGUUGCUGGGGCUGGUGCUGGUACAGGCGCUGGUGCUAAUGUUGGUCAUGGAGAUGGCGAUGGUGAAGGCGAUGGUGAUGGCGACGGUGGCCUCGCAGCUGUUAAUGGCGAGCCCAUUCUCGGCGGCCAAACAAUGCCUCAAAUUAGUUCGAACUUACAACUCGAAGGAAACGUUUCGCCGACAUUCCCUCAGACGACAGCCCAGUUCGAUGAUAACGAUAACCUCGUAAAUAACAACAGCUCGCGCCUGGGUCGGAACAGCGAUAGUAACUGCAAUAGCCCUACUAAGAGUCCCACAAGUCGGCGUGCCGGCAGCUCAACAAGCUUUCAAAUACAUCUUCAGAAUGCCCAAUACGACGAGGAUGAUGACCUAGCAUCCGGGGACUUGCAGGGUAAUAGCAGUGCAGCACCGACUGUGGGUGGAGGUGGAGCUGCAGUCCGUGCCGCUGCCACUGCCGGUGGCUCCUCGCUCGAUUAUUGGUCCCAGCGCAACGGUAGAGUCAGCGGAUCAGCUGUAGGCUCGGGGGCAGGCACAGGCGCCCAGAGUCGUGCGCUUAGUCCCAGCUAUUUGGAUAACAUGAGUGAGAACUCAGAGCAGCCGCCAGUCGUGCCGCUAGUACGCUCCAAAUCGCGGCCAGAAAUCUCGAGUGCCGCGGCCUCCCGUUACUCGAAUCUAUCGUACUGGAAGGCUCGUCGCGUUGUGUUCUACCGUAAUGGCGACCCCUUCUUCCCGGGCGUUGAGUUGCGUUACCGUCCCGGCCGAGAUGUUACCUCGCUGGACAAUCUACUCGACAAAAUCUCUCCCAAAAUGGAUUUGCCACGCGGUGCACGCUACGUCUUUUCCAUGGAUGGCGACCGAAAGUACCACCUAGAUGAACUGGAGGACGGUGCAUUCUAUGUGGUCUCCUCAUUCAAGGUCUUCAAGCCCGCCAGCUACGGUAAAAAGAACGGCAUGUGGUACGCUUCGCCCGGAAAUCAGGGCUGGGGCUCGAAGCCCGCCAGUCGAAAGCCCUCAAUAAUGGAAGCGGAUUUGGGCACAUUAUCGACCACAUCGGGCUCUAUAAAGCGCAGUGCAGGUCGGGUGAUACGCAUCAUCAAUAAUUUGGAUCAUUCCGUUCAGUGUCGCGUUUUGCUUAACCUACGCACCUCGCAGCCGUUUGAGGAAGUGCUCGAGGAUUUGGGUCAAGUGCUGAAAAUUAACGGCGCUAAAAAAAUGUACACAGGUACUGGGCAGGAGGUUCGCAGUUUUUCGCAGCUACGCAAUGAGUUCGCCGACGUAGACACAUUCUAUUUGGCCACUGGGACGGCCUUGAUUGCUGGCUCGCCCAUUCGACGCUCACGCUCACGCCCUUCGGUGGUCGCUGCGGCCCCCAUACUCUCCACGGAGGAGCUGCCAAAGGUGCCGUUGCGUGGCACGCGACCUAGGAGCAAGAGCCGGCCCCGAAUCCUCUACGCCCCAGAGAGUGAGAUUCUUCGGCCGAACGGAGAGUACACCAUGCUGGACAUCAUGAAAGAGGAGCCCACAAAGGUAACCAUACGGGGUUUGAGGCGCACCUUCUAUCCCCCCGUGCACCAUGCACCGGCUGAAAACUCGCCCCCAGACAAAAAGCUACAGCUCCAGUGGGUACACGGCUACAGAGGAAUCGAUGCGCGCCGCAAUCUCUGGGUACUGCCAAGCGGAGAGCUGCUCUACUACGUAGCUGCCGUGGCCGUGCUAUUCGAUCGCGACGAGGAUGCACAGCGCCACUACAUAGGCCACACGGAGGACAUCAUGUGCAUGGACGUGCAUCCGUCUCGGGAAUUGGUGGCAUCGGGUCAAAAGGCUGGCCGCGAUCGUAAGUCUCAAGCACAUGUCCGCAUUUGGAGCACCGAGUCACUGCAGACCCUCUACGUCUUCGGCAUGGGCGAAUUGGAUACGGGAGUUACCGCAGUAGCAUUCUCCCAAUUGAAUGGAGGCAGCUAUAUACUGGCCGUGGACAGCGGUCGCGAGAGCAUCCUGUCCGUCUGGCAAUGGCAAUGGGGCCACCUGCUGGGCAAAGUGGCCACCCUGCAGGAAGGCCUCUCGGGCGCUGCUUUCCACCCCCUGGAUGAUAAUCUCAUCAUCACCCAUGGCCGCGGUCAUUUGGCCUUCUGGCACCGGCGUAAGGAUGGUUUCUUUGAGCGCACUGAUAUUGUGAAGCAGCCGUCGCGCUCCCACGUUACCAGCGUGCAAUUCGAGCCGGAUGGCGAUGUGAUUACCGCCGAUUCUGAUGGUUUCAUUACCAUAUACUCCGUGGACUCCGAUGGCGCAUACUUUGUGCGCACCGAGUUUGAGGCCCACAAUAAGGGCAUCGGCUGCCUGAUUAUGCUGGGCGAGGGAACUUUGCUGUCAGGUGGCGAAAAGGAUCGCAAAAUUGCAGCUUGGGACUCGCUGCAAAAUUACAAAAAAAUUGCGGACACAAAGCUACCCGAAGCGGCCGGUGGAGUGAGGACAAUUUAUCCCCAGCGACCAGGCCGAAAUGAUGGCAACAUCUACGUGGGAACGACCAGAAACAACAUCUUAGAGGGCUCGUUGCAACGGCGCUUCACGCAGGUUGUCUUCGGCCACGGCAGACAGCUUUGGGGCCUCGCCGCCCACCCCGAGGACGAGCUUUAUGCCACGGCCGGCCAUGACAAGCACGUGGCGCUCUGGCGCAAGAACAAACUCAUUUGGACCAUACAAACGGGCUAUGAGUGCGUGGCACUGGCCUUCCACCCGUUUGGCACGGCACUGGCUGCUGGCAGCACCGAAGGCCACCUGCUGGUCAUCAACUGCGACAACGGAGCAGUUAUGUUAACGCUGCGUGUAUGCGGCUCACCUUUGAACUGCGUGUCAUUUAACCAGGUCGGUGACAUGAUUGCCAUGGGCUCGCAAAAUGGAAGCAUUUACCUGUUCCGUGUCUCGCGCGAUGGGUUCUCCUACAAGAAAGUCAACAAGAUACGCGGCUCCCAGCCACUGACGCAUCUGGACUGGAGCAUGGACGGGAACUUCGUGCAGACAGUGACCAUUGACUUCGAUCUGCUGUUCUGGGAUGCGAAGUCUCUGUCCCCGGAGCGAAGUCCCAUUGCCAUGAAAGAUGUUAAGUGGCUAACGAACAAUUGCACCGUGGGCUUCCUGGUGGCUGGUCAAUGGAGCAAUCGCUACUACGGCAACGCCAACACCAUCAUAGCCACCUGCUGUCGCUCCGCGGCUCACGAUAUGCUCGCAUCGGGCGAUGCGGAGGGAUACCUGCGGCUGUUCAGAUAUCCGUGCAUCUCACCGCGCGCCGAGUUUCACGAGUGCAAGGUUUACUCCGGCAUGCUGGCCUGCGUGCGUUUCCUGUGCGGGGAUCACACGCUCAUCACUGUGGGCGGAACAGACGCUUCGCUCAUGGUGUGGGACAUUGUUGAGGAAUAGCUGAAAUGGCCACCGUGGCGCUCUGCUGCACAACCCGAAUCGCGGUAUCAGGACUACUGGCAUAGACGCAUCUCGGAAGUGUCCUCGACGUUGCUGGACAGCGACUCCGUCGACUAUCAGUAGCGUGAAUUGAGAUUGUGUAGAUCCCCUUGCUUCUUAAUAUGAAAGAUAACAAUUGGUCAUUAUCACAUUGGCUUACUAUAAUAGAUAAAUCGAAUAUUGAAUAACGAGAAUAUAAGAAAACAGUACACAUAUUUACGUUUCCA